Messenger RNA from Erinaceus europaeus (western European hedgehog), 3233 nucleotides. RefSeq names its product polypeptide N-acetylgalactosaminyltransferase 5 (gene GALNT5). The record is from RefSeq and is a predicted model, not a curated record. The coding region runs from base 454 to 3177 and encodes 907 amino acids. Gene Ontology annotation, cellular component: Golgi apparatus. Lineage: Eukaryota; Metazoa; Chordata; Mammalia; Eulipotyphla; Erinaceidae. The transcript has 10 exons.
ACUUGCAAAUGUUUUCCUUAUGAGGUGCGGUGUUGAGUUACAGCCCGGAGCAGAGAACUGGGAGGAGAAGAGAAGCCACAAGCCCAGCCUGCCCACCCCACUCCCCCACAGACACCUUGUGUGGGCUUCUAGAAGGUGAAUUUGGGCUCAGAGGGAUCGGUGGAGCUGGGGGUGGGGCUGGACCACUGCCCCCAGGGUGGGUGACAGGAGUCCAGCACACAGCAGGAUUAAGCCGGCUGGAGGAGAAGGCACUGAUGCUCCUGAAAUGCCACGCAGGCAGAGGCUGACAGGCAGCUGGAGCUGAGCUCCCCUUGACUGCUAUUUCCUGUUGUGUCGAACAGGCUGGGUGCUCUCUGGCAAAGUUGACUCUGCCCUUCCUGAUACUUCAGCCCCUCUAUUCUAAAGGUAAGCAAGCUUGGAUGCAGGGCAGACUGCGAGGAAGCCCUCUGUACCAUGAACAAGAUCCGAAAGUUUUUCCGAGGAAGUGGGCGCUUCCUGAUGUUUAUAUUUGUAGCUUCUGUCAUCUGGCUGCUCUUUGACAUGGCAGCUCUCCGCCUCUCAUUCAGAGAUAUCAACAAGGAGGACAUCUUAAGGAGGGGAUGGAAGGGACUCAGAGCUGGGCCAGACCACAGCAUCAAGGACAUGAAACCCCCCAUGAAGAGAUCCGGGAAGGUCCUGUGGGCCCAGGAGAACUGGAGAAAGACUGAAGGUGCUGAUUUGGACAAAUUCCAGAAGAAGAAUAAAAUCCACAAGAUCCCAGAAAGGGGCAAGGCUGCACAUCUGCAGGAUUCUGCACCUCAGCAGAUCCCCCCCAUGACUCUUAUUAGGGAAGAGAAAGAAGGACGACACAUGGGAACUGAGCCCUCCUCUCACACCAUGACACCAAGGCACAGGCCAGCCCUGCAGAUUCAGGAAACUCUGUCUGUAGCAACAAGAGGGAUGCCAUUUGUCAAAAUCCCCGCAUCCACUGGAUCUAGAGCUAUACGUCAGGAAGGCCUAAAGAGUCCCGGUCUCAACAGGGAUACUUCAAAACAGGCAUUGGGAAGGGACCUGGAUGAAGCCACUAGUUUUCCUGCUGACAAGCCUACCAGACCACUGGUGUCAGCAUCUAGAGAAGCCUUAAAUGAUACUGAGAGCCAGAGCAAAAUGUUGAAUGCAAAGGAAAAUGAAGUCCAUAGGAACCUUCCCUUCUCCCAGGUCAUAGGAAAUUCAGUUCAGGUAAAGAAGCAGUCUGAUGGCACCCCACUGGAAGACUUUCCAGCGAAGGAGCAGGGAACCCAAGUAGGUGGUGGGCAGGAACUCAGUUUCUCUGACAGUCAUGUUGUUGUUAUAACCAAAGAAGAGGAAAAGACAAGCACCAAAGAAGUCCCUGCUACUGAAAGCAAAGCUUUGUUUUCUCUAGUGCUGGAUGAAGAUCAAAGAAAACAGAUUCCCAGGAACAGGAAUGAUACUCAUUUCUCUCUUCUUGCUCUGCAGAGAGCAGCAGUGUCUCAGAUCAACCAGACCCUCUCUGGGGCACCAGAGCCAGCCAGAGCCAAGUUAACUGCCAAGUUCCAGUCUGUACAACACAGCCAACAUAAAGUAAAAAUCCCUCAGCCAGAAGACCCUGGGAUGCACCGUGUGCUACAAAUUGAUGUGACAGUUUCUCCAAGGGACCCCAAAGCUCCUGGCCAGUUUGGACGCCCUGUUGUUGUUCCCCUUGGAAAAGAGAAGGAGGCAGAAAGGAGAUGGAAAGAAGGCAACUUCAAUGUCUACCUUAGUGACUUGAUCCCCGUGGACAGGGCCAUUGAAGACACAAGACCUGCUGGGUGUGAGGAGCAACUGGUUCAUGAUAGCCUCCCGACCACCAGUGUCAUCAUGUGCUUUGUGGAUGAGGUGUGGUCCACUCUGCUGAGGUCUGUGCACAGUGUCCUCAACCGCUCUCCUCCAAACCUCAUCAAAGAGAUCCUUCUGGUAGAUGACUUCAGUACCAAAGACUACUUAAAAGAUAAACUGGACAAAUACAUGGCUCAGUUCCCCAAAGUUCGGAUUCUCCGCCUCAGAGAGAGACACGGCUUAAUAAGAGCCAGGCUGGCAGGAGCAGAGCAAGCAACAGGUGACGUGCUGACCUUCUUAGACUCUCAUGUGGAAUGCAACAUCGGUUGGUUGGAACCUCUUUUGGAAAGAGUUUAUUUAAGUAAAAAUAAAGUGGCCUGCCCAGUAAUCGAAGUCAUCAGUGACAAGGACAUGAGCUACAUGACUGUGGACAACUUUCAAAGAGGCAUCUUUGUAUGGCCCAUGAACUUCGCUUGGAGAACAAUUCCUCCAGAUGUUGUUGCCAAGAAUAGAAUUAAAGAAACUGAUAUAAUAAGAUGUCCUGUAAUGGCGGGUGGAUUGUUUUCUAUAGACAAAAAUUACUUUUUUGAACUUGGAACAUAUGACCAUGGGCUUGACGUUUGGGGCGGAGAAAACAUGGAACUCUCAUUCAAGGUGUGGAUGUGCGGUGGUGAGAUUGAAAUCAUCCCCUGCUCCCGCGUGGGCCACAUCUUCAGGAACGACAAUCCCUACUCCUUCCCCAGAGAUCGGAUGAGGACGGUGGAACGGAACUUGGUGCGGGUUGCGGAGGUCUGGCUGGACGAGUACAAGGACUUGUUUUAUGGCCACGGUGACCACCUCAUGGACCAGGAGCUGCAGGUGGGGGACCUCAGCCAGCAGCGGGAGCUGAGGAAGAAGCUAAGGUGCAAAAGCUUCAAGUGGUAUUUGGAGCACGUCUUCCCAGACCUGAAGGCACCUGCCGUGAGAGCCACUGGUGUGCUUAUUAAUGUGGAGCUGGGUAAAUGCAUCUCUAUUGAAAACGCCACAGCAGCUCUGGAAGAAUGUGAUAGAAGCAAGCAGCUUCAACAGUUUAAUUACACCUGGUUAAGACUUAUUAAACACAGAGAAAGCUGCUUAGCUCCCAUACCUGAUAAUGGGACCCUGGAGCUGCACCCCUGUGAUAACAGAAACAAAGGGAUAAAAUGGCUACAUAAGUCAACAUCUGUCUUCCAUCCAGAGCUGGUAAAUCACAUUGUUUUUGAAAACUAUCAUCAGUUGUUAUGCUUGGAAGGAAAUCUUUCUCAGAAGAUCCUGAAAGUUGUUGCUUGUGACCCAAUGAAAUCUAAUCAAAAAUGGAGAUUUGAAAACUAUUAUGAAGCCUGAAAAGGAGAUUGUGUUUGCAUUUAAUAACCCAUUAAAUGCCAUGAGACUGGCCAUGA